Danaus plexippus (monarch butterfly) is the source of this 1997-nucleotide messenger RNA. Its product is annotated as putative odorant receptor 92a. The coding region runs from base 697 to 1911 and encodes 404 amino acids. The record is from RefSeq and is a predicted model, not a curated record. Gene Ontology annotation, biological process: detection of chemical stimulus involved in sensory perception of smell; sensory perception of smell. Gene Ontology annotation, cellular component: plasma membrane. The transcript is spliced from 5 exons. Gene Ontology annotation, molecular function: odorant binding; olfactory receptor activity. Lineage: Eukaryota; Metazoa; Arthropoda; Insecta; Lepidoptera; Nymphalidae.
UUAUUUGAAAAAAGGAAUAUAUUCAUAAUUCACUUCAAUAAAAAAGAUUUUGAUGUAUUUUAUUUUAAAGUGAUUGCAGUAUAUAUGAAUCUUUUUUAUAGGCAUUAAGUUAAAACGUAAUUCAAGACAAUCGUUCCUAGUAAUUCAAAUAAAUGGAAAAGAAUUAAAGUUCUUUAUAAUUGUACACUGACAUUACUGACAAAGUACAUAUUAAUUUCUUUCGCUUGAGCAGUCUGUAAUUUUUUACUGAAUAAAUCGUUUGACAUCUCAAAGAUAUGACGCUAUUUAUGCCAUACGAUUUUAAACUCUUCUUUUGUGUAAUAACUAGUUAAAUGUACAUCAUUCAUUUGGUGUUUAUUGUAAUUUAUAAGAAUUAAUUAACAUUUUAUGUUUCUCAGCAGACCUAUCGGAUUUCUCUGGUUUUGUAGAGGAAAGAAAUUUUUAAUCAUUCUAGAUUAGAAAAUUGAUAAUCUUAAUACAAAACAAAAAAAUAAAAAUCGAACUUACAAAUGGAUCUUAGUACUAUUUAAAACUGAAGUAAUUAAUGCUCAAGUUUUAGUAUAAAUAAAUACGACCCAAAGGAUAUCUUAAAUUAAUUACGCUUAGUCUGAUCGUUAAGGGCAAAAACGAUUUUAUUAUGGUAUGCGGUAAAUUUAAAGCCGAUUUCAUUUGUUUAGUGACCGUGUCUAUAUCAACAUGUCUAGCAAAACGUUGCUAAGACAAGAAAUUCUGCUUGAAUUGAAUUUCUUAAAGUCUAUGGGUACAAAAAUAUUUAUUUUCCCGUUUAUUAACAAACAAAGAAAUCAAUUGAUAUGCUACAAAGUAAUAUAUGCUCUGGUUCUUUGCACAGCGUUACAAUUAUUCUUAACGUUGUGCUCAAAUUCUUCAAGUGAUUGGCUCGAGAUUAUCAAUGUCGCGCCUAAUUUAGGAGUAGUUAUAAUGGCCGUAAUAAAAUAUACGAAACUGCAUACAUAUAGGGAGGUCUAUCACAAAUUAUAUCAUCAUUUUCGUUAUGAUAUUUGGGACAUUGUGUCUUCGAAUUCACCGUCGCAUCACAAAAUUAUAAAGAGAUACAAAUGGAUAACGAAGUCGAUUAAUCGCUUCUUAUUUUAUUACUCCAUUCCACUAAUCGUAUUUGUUGACUCGUUUCCAUACCUUGUCAUGAUUUAUGAAAAUAAAUUUAAUUAUGUUACUGAUCAAUAUUUAUAUCCCUUCGAUGGAUGGUACCCUUUUGAUAGAGUCAAAUGGUACGCUGCCGUUUACGUUUGGGAGAGCUGUAUGACUGCUAUUGUUGUAUUUGUUUAUGUAUUUUCCAAUAUGAUACACACCUCAUAUAUCGCAUUUAUUUGUAUGGAACUGAGGAUCCUCGGAAGUUGUUUAGAUGAGAUAAGAAACCCUGAAGAUGUUAUUGAUGUUAUUGGAAGAACAAAAAAAGACGUCCAUAAUACCGUUAUAAGAAAAUUAAAAGUUAUUAUAUCCAAGCAUGAAUAUUUAGCCAAGACAGCCGCAAAACUUAACUUGGUUUUAGGAGACGCCAUGCUUUUAAACUACUCUUUGGGAUCUAUAUUUAUUUGUUUAACAGCUUUUACGAGCACGAUGGUGGAUAAUUUAUACAAAUCAUUGAGAUACUUCUUCAUGUGCAUAUCUUUAUUGGUUGAGAUCUUUAAUCAGUGUGUCAUUGGACAAAUAUUAAGUGAUCACAGUGUAGGAUUGUCUGACACAAUUUACUCUUGGGAUUGGACCAGCGCUAGUCCCGAAGCAAAGAAAAUAAUUCUAUUAUUUAUAAUGAGAACACAAAAACCGUUUAAACUUACUGGAAAUGGUUACAUAAUCAUGAAUAUGGAUACAUUUAGUAGAAUAAUGAGUUCAUCCUAUCAAUUCUUUAACUUGCUGCGUACAAUUUACCGUUAGUUGAUAUACGGAUUAAAAAAAUAUUUUUAAAUAAAAUUUCUCACGUACUGUCGCAACAUAGCGUUUACUUAUGCGAAUUAAUUUAA